This is a messenger RNA of Eublepharis macularius, 3604 nucleotides long. RefSeq names its product eukaryotic translation initiation factor 5A2 (gene EIF5A2). Lineage: Eukaryota; Metazoa; Chordata; Lepidosauria; Squamata; Eublepharidae. The record is from RefSeq and is a predicted model, not a curated record. Gene Ontology annotation, molecular function: translation elongation factor activity; ribosome binding; RNA binding. Gene Ontology annotation, biological process: positive regulation of translational elongation; positive regulation of translational termination. Bases 105 to 566 code for a protein of 153 amino acids. The transcript has 5 exons.
GUUUCCCCCUUCCUGGGGAGGUUGGUCUGCGCGUGCGCAUUGCCGUGACGCUGCCUCAGCCCUUUCCUUUCCUGUGCGGCGGGAGCUAGAACACACGUCACACAAUGGCUGAUGAAGUUGACUUCACCACUGGAGAUGCUGGUGCUUCUGCCACCUACCCAAUGCAGUGUUCUGCACUUCGCAAGAAUGGAUUUGUGGUGCUUAAGGGCCGCCCCUGCAAGAUUGUAGAAAUGUCAACUUCCAAAACUGGCAAACAUGGUCAUGCCAAGGUCCAUCUAGUUGGUAUUGAUGUGUUCACUGGCAAAAAAUAUGAAGAUAUCUGCCCUUCCACUCACAAUAUGGAUGUUCCAAAUAUCAAGAGGAAUGAUUACCAACUAAUCUGUAUUCAGGAUGGUUACCUCUCUUUGCUGACAGAAAGUGGUGAAGUUCGUGAGGAUCUGAAGGUGCCAGAAGGUGAACUAGGCAAAGAAAUAGAGGGGAAAUACAAUGCAGGCGAGGAUUUCCAGGUGUCGGUCAUGUGUGCAAUGAGUGAAGAAUGUGCUGUAGCCAUAAAACCUUGCAAAUAGGACCACCAGGAUGGGAGCCGUCGCUCAGGUCCCAGCAGCUGCAGAUCUUGUAUUUUAGUUCUGAUAAUCACCAAAGCUAUAACCUUCACUAGCAACCUCGUGUCUUUGUUUGAAAAUAGUGCUGACUAAUGUUGCAAGCCAUUUGGCAAUAUUGAAAUUGCUGAAGUUCAAGUGCUUACAGGAACGGCAAGGCAGUCAAAACUGUCAUUUUAGAUCACGAGGUAUUAAACUAGUUCGCUUUGCUCAAUGAGACUUUGUGUACCAGUGCCAAUCCCAAGGUAGUACUAAGUUUGGAUUUAAGGAAGUGUUCAAGUACAACAUUUUAAACAAAGUGAAAAUAACCAUUUUUAUCUCAAUAUGGUGAAUUGUGGCUUACGCUGAAUUGUGAAUAGUAGUUGAGCUAGAGACAAGGGAACUCGUGAUCAAAAUGCCAGUGCUGAAGGCCAUGUACAACAAACUGUAUGUCUGUAGUCUUGUUGGUCCACUCUUAACACAAGUCACCAUUUGCCUGUGAUGCAAACAUCCAGAAUAUUGGGUGCUUUCAUACUCUGGUUAAUAGUGCACAAAAGUGUGGGGCAGGGAGGGGGGAGGAAGAUUCACUAGAGGCCUUUGAUUUCAACAUGCAGUUCAGUCACUCUUCUGCUAGUUAAGAGAAGGGAAUGCCUCAAGUGUUUCAGUAAAAGACAUAAAUGGGUUUUUUAAACUCAGUUUAGUUUUGUAGCACAGGUAGACUUCAGUUUUUGUUUGAGUAGAACUUGGAGCAAAAGUACACGUACUGACUUGUAUGGAGGCUGAAUUUGAACCCUUUCCACCUAGCUGAAUUUAGGCCAUGAGAUGUCAAAAUCUAGUAAAAAAAGUAUAAGAGUGUUUUAUAAAUAUAGUAGCUUUGGGGGCUAGGAUAUACAGUAACUCUAAAUCUACUUGUGCAAGACUUAAUUAUUCUGAAUAGAUGCCUAAUAUAAUUGAAUCACUAAUAACUAGUCGUACAGCGUAUGAUCUUCCCUUUGCAAGAUCAUGCUUCUGCUUGGUGUUUGGAGGAAAGAGCCUAAUUACUUAAAUUUGCCUUAAAUGUUGGUAGCAACUGACUAACUUGAACUAAUGACUGUGGGUUGUUAUAACGUGCUUAGUUCAUUAUUGGCAGCUUUCUUUUUGGCAGGAUUUUGAGCUUCGGUUAGGAAAAUGGUUGCCCUUAAUCAGUGAAGUUGGACUAGAGGUGAAGAAUAAACUAUGUUGAGGUCUCUCAGUAGGCUAUAAAGUGAGUAUCUAUGCAGAGAAGGGGCACGAGAUAGCUUGAUCUGGCAAUAAACACUCUUGAAUAAAGCACAGUCUUGACAUAGUAGUAAAUUUUACUACAUGUUUCAUGCUCUAGGGCUAUUAGAAAGCUGAAGGAUUUCAGGAUAUUGGUAGAAUCUAAUCAUGAGAUCAUUCCUAAAUAGUUGAUUCCACAUUCAGAGUAGAAAUGGAAAGUCCAAAUUUGAAACGUGAACUCCAUUCGCUAAUAACAUUCAUCAUGAUUUAAUGCACAUUAUUACUACAGCUAUCUACCAAGCAUGAGCAGCUGAGAGGAGUAAACUGAUACCAUAAUAUUGGAAGAGUUUUGUUAGCAUCCUACUGCUUGCAUCACCUUAACAUGUAUAAUUAUAAUGUCUGGAGGCUUUUUGGCUUAACUGAAAUAUAUUAAAGUGCCCCUCCCCUCUUUUUUAAAAAAGGUGGUGUCUUGUAAUUUCAACUUUAUUUUUAGCAAUCUGGCAUCAUAAGUAAUCUAGGCUAGAUGGAAGGAAAUACAGCAUCUGCUGGGUAGAUCAUAUGUAGGGCACUGUUUCAUAUACAGCUGUGCAAUCAUUACUUCAGUUAAACUACAGUAUUCAAGACUAUAGCAAAGCCAUUUCACUUGUAGAGGGCAAUCUGUCUACAGACCCACCAGGUUUACAAUAAACUAAUUUUGUUAAUAAAAGCUUGAAAUGCUGUAUCUUUCAGGUACUUUGAGCUAUUUCAGGGUAAUCAUGUUUCUCUAUUCUAGAUGGUUCUUACUUUGUAGUUUAAAAAGUGAAUGCAAUUUGUUCCAAGAGCAAGCUCAAGCUCUUCUAACAAGCUGUUGGCCAAAAAUGAAGGCUGAACCACUCAUUCCUGCUGUUACGUUGUAAUGGUACCUGGUUUCUUGUUUUGGGUCCAUCUAAUGUUUUAUGGUUUUCCUUAAUGUGCUGUAGGUUUUCUUGCCUCAAAUGUUAGGGAAUUUUUAAAAAAGAAACCCAAAUUUACCUCUGUGUCUUUUUGUGUCUUUGUGUUCAACAAAACCACUGCUUAGUUGAGCCAUGACUUGAAUAUACUCUUCUCAGGGCUGCUCUUGUGAAGAAUUGAAAGAGCUUAAGUUGAUUAUUUUAACAAAGCUGCUUGAAAGUCUUACAGGGUUUUGUAUUCCAUAAAUGUAUAGCAUGCCUAGGAAGCAAGUAGAGUUCUAGUAUAUCAAACCGUAGUCUAAAGGAGUCAAACAUUGUGACCGAGCUACUCUAGUGACUAGAUGACAUGUUUGACUGCAGCAAGCUUUAAGUGUUGGAAUGUCGGCUGUGUCUGGGAACAUUAAUAGAAAAAGCUGUGCUUAAAUAUUUCAUUCUGUAUAAAGAAAAGAAAACUCAUUAUAUUAUAAUUAACAUUUUUCACUUUAUAGCUCAGACACUGGUCUCUGUGGCUUUUAUCUUCAUUGUGGUGUCUAGGCCUUCUAGAACUCUGAAUGCUUGUGAUCAGUAACUGUUACAUUAAAAACUGGAAAUGUUAAAGUGUGCAGAGAUAGGGUUUUUGUAUUUGUGACACAUGGUAGUUCAGACAAGUAUGCAAUAUACCUUCUGACUAGUGAAUGGAUGCAGUGUUCAUUAUAGAAGAGUGACUUUAAAAGCAAAACUUGAAAGGUUUGUACUUUUUUGCAUUUCUGUAAUAGUGAAGUAUUCAUAUGUUAAAGAGUUUUUGGCUUUUAACAAGUGUUUUAUUGAAAUGUUUGAAUUAUGACUUGAGUCACAGCAAGAAGAAUAAAGUUUAAAUCAAUC